AUGUCGGCCUCGGCGAUAUAUUUUCUGGAUAUGAAAGGCAAAGUGAUUAUUUCUCGAAACUAUCGGGGCGAUAUCGAGAUGAAUGUGAUCGAGAAGUUCAUACAGAUAUUGUUAGAAAAAGAAGACGAAUCGCAGUUAUCACCAAUAUUCCAGCAUGGAGACGUGGCGUUUGUUUAUAUAAAAUAUAAUAAUCUUUAUUUGGUGUGUACGACGAAGAUUAAUGCGAAUAUAGCUAUGGUUUUAGCAUUUCUUUAUAAAUGUGUUCGAGUGUUUUGUGAAUACUUUAAAGAACUUGAGGAAGAAUCGAUUCGUGAUAACUUUGUUAUUGUCUAUGAAUUACUUGAUGAAUUGAUGGAUUUUGGAUUUCCUCAAUCGACUGAUUCGAAAAUUCUUCAGGAAUACAUCACACAAGAAGGUCAUAAGUUAGAAGAAGUUCGUCCACCACAAGCCUUGACUAAUCAAGUUAGUUGGCGAUCCGAUGGUAUCAAAUAUAGCAAAAACGAAGUGUUUCUCGAUGUCGUCGAAGCUGUGAAUCUUCUCGUUAGUUCAAAUGGAAAUGUUCUCCGUUCGGAAAUCAAUGGCGUUAUUAAAAUGCGCGUUUAUCUAAGUGGCAUGCCGGAAUUGCGUCUCGGAUUGAAUGACAAGAUUCUUUUCGAAACAACCGGACGUGCGAAGAACAAAGGUAUUGAAUUGGAGGAUGUCAAGUUUCACCAAUGUGUUCGUUUAUCACGUUUUGAAAAUGAUCGUACAAUUUCAUUUGUUCCACCAGAUGGUGAAUUUGAAUUAAUGUCCUAUCGACUCAAUACUCAAAUAAAACCAUUGAUUUGGAUCGAAUCCGUCAUUGAAAAGCAUGCUCAUUCGCGCGUAGAAUAUAUGAUUAAAGCUAAAUCACAAUUCAAACGUCGGUCAACAGCAAAUAAUGUGGAAAUUAUCGUUUCUGUUCCAGCUGAUGCACACAAAGGACAAUUUAAAGCAACAGCAGGUUCGGUUAAAUAUGUUCCUGAGAAAACGGCCAUGGUUUGGUCAAUUAAAUCUUUUCCAGGUGGAAAAGAAUACUUAAUGCGUGCUCAUUUCAAAUUACCAAGUAUUGUUGGCGAGGAUAUCGAGGCUAAACCACCGAUAGAAGUGAAAUUCGAAAUUCCUUACUUUACUACAUCAGGCAUACAAGUUCGUUACUUGAAAAUUAUCGAAAAAAGUGGUUAUCAAGCGUUACCGUGGGUUCGUUAUAUAACACAAAAUGGUGAUUACCAAAUCCGUACACAAUGA
This is a messenger RNA of Adineta ricciae, 1266 nucleotides long. The record is from the annotation of a GenBank genome assembly. Lineage: Eukaryota; Metazoa; Rotifera; Eurotatoria; Adinetida; Adinetidae.